Molecule: messenger RNA, 1746 nt
Organism: Boeremia exigua
Lineage: Eukaryota; Fungi; Ascomycota; Dothideomycetes; Pleosporales; Didymellaceae
Product: short-chain dehydrogenase/reductase-like protein SDR
Exons: 3
Coding region: 500-1399 (299 amino acids)
Molecular function (GO): oxidoreductase activity
Source: RefSeq, a predicted model, not a curated record
GCGGGGUGUCUCUGAGCAGGAGAAUCGCGUGGCAGUGCUGCGUAGUCAUUUGCCUAAACCGCAGCCAUCUUCUCAUGGGAUAGGUAUGCAGUGUUCUGUUCCUCGACACAAGUCGUAUCCUGCCUGCACUGAAGAGGUAUUCCGACUCGCAAUACGCUGUCCAAGGCAUGUACAACUUACAUGAGGUAUGAGGCUGCGCUGCGCUCAUCCAGACGACUGAAUUUGGUUGCCUGCCCAUACUUCAUCAUGAAGACGGACGACUUUGUUGAACUGCUCCUGUCUUUCGAUGACAGUGCGAUGCGCUUGCAAUUGUGCUCCACCUUAGCAAGCAGUGUGCAGUAGAUGAUUAACUUAUGAUGUCAAGAAAAAUAAACACUUUCGAUAAAACUCACAGCUUCGCUCGCAAACUCUGCCAUCUACAUUCAAAUCACCACAUUGCAUAAUUGCUCAAUCUGAAGAGUCAACUGAAUCAACGUUUUCCACAGAACCCAACACGAGCAUGUCUUCCAGCAAGGGCCAGUUCGAGCAGGGCUACCAGCCUGAAGUCCAGCAGCAGGACAGCAUCCCCGGAAAGGAAUCAGAACUUGAUCCUCAGCCUGAGUACGACCACCUGCCCACUUUCGAUGGCGGUAAGGAGCUCUACAAGGCCGCGGGGAAACUCAAGGGCAAGAAGGCUAUCAUUACGGGUGGUGACUCUGGUAUCGGUCGCGCAUCUGCGAUCCUUUACGCCAUGGAGGGGGCCGACAGCCUUAUCGUGUACCUACCUGAGGAGGAGGAUGAUGCCCAAGAGACAAAGAAGAUGGUCGAGAAGAAGGGAGCCAAGUGCUACACUUUCGCAACCGAUCUAAAGGACCGCGCAAACUGCAAGAAGGUCAUCGACGAGGCUCUCAAGCAGAUGGGUGGUAUUGACAUCCUUUUCAACAAUGCCGCAUACCAGAACAUGGUUGAAGACAUCAAGGAUCUUGACGAGGACCAGUGGGUGCACACGUUUGACACCAACAUCCACCCUUACUUCUAUCUCUCGAAGUACGUUCUGCCCCACAUGAAGCCAGGCUCGGCCAUCAUCAACAACGCCUCGAUCAACGCGUACAUCGGCCGCCCCGAUCUGCUCGACUACACAUCAACCAAGGGUGCUAUUGUUUCCUUUACACGCGCGCUACACAACCAAUAUGUUUCCAAGGGUAUCCGAGUCAACGCUAUUGCACCCGGCCCUGUAUGGACACCUCUCAUUCCUGCAACCAUGAACAAGGAGGCCAUCAAGCAGUUCACCGCACCCAUCGGUCGUCCGUCGCAGCCUAGCGAAAUUGCGACUGUCGCAGUCUUCCUUGCUGCUCCCGAUAGCAGCUCGAUUUGCGGUCAGACAAUCCACCCGAACGGUGGGACAGUAGUUAGCGGCUAGGCGAUGUUGUGAUGAUGUGAUGAUGUGGUGCGCAGGGUGCACAUGUGCUUCCCUAAACGCCUAUAUAGAUAUGACCUUCAUACGACCUUCCACCAAUAGUAAUGAUCUUUUUGGCAAUAAAGAACAAGCUGUCAAUCUUCAGCCACGGGAUUCGACAUUGAAACAAAGUAACUGAGGUGAUCUCUUGCGUUGUAGAGAAAAAAGGCCGAUGAAGGAUGUGGGCGAAGCAAUUUACCACGCAACAACAGAGAAAAGGAAAAUGCAGAAAUCUCUCUAGAAUGCAUUUUCCUACAACCAAGGAGACUUUUAAGUAUAUUUGAACUUUGAUCAUUAUUAUAGCUACAAGU